AUGAAAAAGCAGUUGCAUACGAAAGAAGUGAGUACUCUACAGCAGCUGGAAGAACAAACUAUCAACGCGAAAAAAUACAUUUGUCACUUCCACCAGAAUUCGGAAAGGAAUCAGGCAGACGUCGAAGAGAAGGAAGCAUUAGUUGCAAGUGUGAAGCAGCUCAUAGAAACUACUGAAAAGAAUCGCAAGUUGACAAAGGAGAACGAAAAAAUCCUCAAUCAGAGUCAUGUUUGGCAUGAGGAAAAAUCAAAUUUAGAAAAACAGGUGAAAGAAAGUAAUGCUCUUGUUGAAGCCUUGCAGAAUCAGUUGAAGGAGAAGUGCGCUAAGAUUGAGCUGCUUGAACUGCGAAUAACUGAUUUGUUGAAAAGCGUUACGGAGCAUCCUUCAGAAGAGGUGUUUGAAGCUUCCGAAGAGAUGCGUGUACUCAGUGGGAGUGUAGUGUUGACGAAGAAGAAAGAACUGAAAGAAGUACAAAUGUUACUGCAAGAAGUGGAAGAGCACAAUAGAUUUCUGGAUGCGGAAAACAAAGAACUACGUUGCAAACUGGAAAAUCUUCAUAGUGUAAUGGACGAAGUUGCUACGCUACGUGGACGACUCGAUAACUGCAACCAGAAAGUCACUUUCCUUGAAGGCGAAAAUUUGGGACUCCAGAAGGAGGAGGAAGAAUUAAUGAAAAAGGUCACGGCUAAGACCGAGGAAGCUACCGAGUUAAAGGAAAAGUGUGAGCGAUUGGACGGUGAAAUUGAGACUCUUCGUGGUGAAAACGCUGGCUUCAGCCAGCUCAGGCUGCAAAAUGAGAAGCUUGAGCGGUCCCUAGAGGAGCGUGAGCGGGACUUGGAUGAACUGAGAAGGAAUGAGUCCGAGCUGAAGUCUCGUAUUUCAUCUUGCAUGCGUGAAAUAGAAGAUUUGAAGUGUAAUGAUGCUAAGCUGAACUGCGUUGUCAAUGAAAAAGUGGAUGAAGCGGAUAAGUUAAGGGAAGAAUGUAAGAAACUUCGGGAGGUGAGCAGCAAGCUGACAGAGGAAAAUGUUUUUUCAUCGGUUCUGAGUGAGGAGUUGAGAAUGCGCCUAUCUCGCGCCAACGCAGAUUUGGACGAACUGCGCCUUUCUUUAGCUAAUGAAAAACAAGCUCGUGAAGCGGCUGAAGAAAAUCUACGACGUUGUUCGGAUCUGGAGAUGAAGUUAAGAGAACGAUCUGUUCGAGUGGACGAUCUUAUAACAGCUAAUGAAAAGAUGUCGCAGGAACUGGAAUAUCUCCGCCAGUUAAGAGAACGAUCUGUUCGAGUGGACGAUCUUAUAACAGCUAAUGAAAAGAUGUCGCAGGAACUGGAAUAUCUCCGCCAGGCAGCCGCAAACAGCAGUAGCAAAGAGGAGACACAACGGCUUUCUGAUGCUCUUAGGGAAUGUCGUGAAAAUCUUGAACGGGCGAUUGCUGAGAAGAAAGUUUUGAUGGAAAAAGAGGUCGCCAACGCUGAACAAAUUGCUAAAGUGGAGUCUCUGCGUUAUGAGUUAAAAUGUCGCGAUGAAAUUGUGGCUGACCUACGAUCCGUGGAAGCAAAGUUACAAGAUGCGUUGGUAGAAAAGUCUGCGGAGAUAACGAACCUUGGACAUCGGCUGGAUAAAAUUAAUGAUGAAUGUGACAGAGUGCGUGAGGACUUCCGCGUUUUUCAGGAGUUAGCAGAACAGCAAUAUUGUGAAAUGGUGGAAGAAAAGCGUGGACAGAUUGAUGCACUUUCAUAUCGCCUAGCUCAAUUGGAGUCUUAUCCAGUCAGUGAUGAAAGAACAGAAGGGUUUACUCGCUCGAUUUACGAUUAUAUUUCGCCGGCUGUUCGAGAGCUUGCAGAAAAGGCUGCUACUGAAUCGCCGUCUGUUGCUGAAGCUAUCAGAGAGAUGCGCGAAAUUUUCGUAGCCAUACCUACAGCACUGCCAACCGAUAACGAUGAUCGGCAAGGAAGUCCACCACUACCUCUUGAGAAGUGUAACGUAGAAACGCAAACAUCCGUUAAUCGUCUGGAGGAGGAGGAAGGCGAGCUUCCAAUAAGUCGAUUGAUUACAUCCGUCGAAAAUUUCCGCGAUCCUGACUCUUACCCUUCCUCGUCGUACAUGCAGGAUGAACUCAAACGACUGCUUACUUGUGCCAAGCGCGAGCAAAGAAGCACAGUGAUUGACACAGCUGUGGUGCAUUUUCUGAAGGAGUGCCAUCAGCAUUUUUCUGACGCUGCAGAACGUGCUAGGCAAGAGCUGAGGGCAAUAUGUGAUGAUAAAGAAAUCCUUGAAAAGAGGAUAAGCUCAGAAAAGCUGAAGUGGAACAUAGAGCGUGAGGAUUUGCAGCUGCAGUUAGAUCGUUUUCGUCGUCAAGCUGAUCAGGUCACGAGUGUUCAGAGAGAGAGAAUGAGCGUCAUGUCCGAGUUGAAUGCGGCGAAGAUACAGAUUGAGCAGUACAGAGUUAAGCUUCGGAAGCAGUCAGAAGAAAUGGAAGCAAUAUCUGCUGAAAGGGACAACGCCGCACAGCUCAUGAUAGAGUUCCAGAAGUUAGAUCAGGAAUCUCAGGAUGAGGUUAGAAAAGCCAACAGCAUAAUUGAUGAGCUCCAGAAAAACCUAGAGGACGCUCGUGCUGAUUUGGAAAAAGAAAAGCGUGAAGUUAUCUCCUUGAAGGACGAGAAUGACAAGUCUUUAAUCGCCAUCCAGUAUUUGAGAAACCAAGUAACAGAUCUAGAGCAAAGGGUGGUUGAUCUAGAAAGAAGAUGCGAAAAGCUUUUGAAAACAGAAAGAUACAACCAGAAGACUAUACAAAUUGUGUGCGAAAGUUUUUGGGAAAGAGAAGAGUUUGUUCAGCGGCUUAGGCGGAGAAGUUACGAAAGGAAGAUCGAAUCGUGGACUAAAGCCGAUGUUCGAGAUGAUAUGGAUCAUGACUCCAAGACUAGCGCCUUGAGGGCUACCGUAGAAAAGCUCGGUUCUGGGGAACAGUUUAAUGCAGCGCAUAAACGAAUGCUGAGCCGUAUUACGGAGAGGUCUUAA
Molecule: messenger RNA, 3015 nt
Organism: Ostertagia ostertagi
Lineage: Eukaryota; Metazoa; Nematoda; Chromadorea; Rhabditida; Trichostrongylidae
Source: the annotation of a GenBank genome assembly